AGAUUAGUAUCUUUCUAUGAUUCCUGCAUGGAGGUAUCGGUGAUCCACUGCUACUAGAUACGGAAACCCGUUAAGCGAAAGCUUACUCUAUUCCGUCCAAAAUCGUUUGAACUGUUCUACAGCCCGGUACGUUCAACAUUAGUGGUAACGAUGGGGCGUGUUGGCGUCUCCAUUCCGAAAGAACGGUUCCUACUAUGUUUAAGCUUCAUUUACUUAUUUGCUUUUGCUUCUUUAUACAUUCAGCUUCCUGGGUUAUACAGUGAGAAUGGUGUGACACCUAUCCAAACUCUAUCAUUAAGUGCCCCAAAGGAUGUAUCAGACUUAAUUAAAAAUCUAAACGUCGUACGGCUUGCUGAAUUCUUGCAACUUGACUCUUACAAAUGUCUUGAGCUUGUAACUGUUGUGGGCAUUGUCUUGUCAUUCCUGUCGAGUUUUUCCACAGCCUUCCGGACGGGGCCAGUUUUCCUAGCCCUUUGGGUGCUGUAUCUAAGCGCCCUAAAGGUUGGCCAAACUUUUUUGUGGUUCCAAUGGGACAUCCUACUUUUGGAGUCCGGCUUUAUAGCAAUUCUCUUAUCAAGUUUCGGCGCAGUCAUAUCUCUUCCACGUAUGGUCGCUAGUGAUAAAAUAGGAAUGUGGUUGCUACGUUGGCUCCUAUUUCGGCUAAUGUUCUCAUCUGGUGUAGUUAAACUGACCAGCGACUGUCCUACUUGGUGGGGUUUAAAAGCAUUACAUUGGCACUAUCAGUCCCAGUGUAUUCCAACUCCAGUAGCUUGGUAUGCACAUCACCUCCCAGGAUGGAUUCAUAGCCUGUGUGUCGCAGCUACAUUCAUAAUCGAAAUCUCAUUGCCACUUUUGUUUUUCGUGCCUUUCCGAACUACACGUCUUGUAUCAUUUUAUUCACAGGUACUUCUGCAACUUUCGAUAAUAUUGACGGGGAACUACAAUUUCUUCAAUUUGCUAACCAUUGCUUUAUGUUAUUCCCUAUUGAAAGAUGAUGACUUCAAUCCUCGACGCAGACGAAAGUGGACCGUGUCUGGAUUAUUGUCUUUUGCGGCUUCAUGGUUUCUUAUCAUCUCAGUGUUCGGGAUCAGUGGUUAUCUGCUCAAUUUUUCCAUUUCCAAUUAUUCAGUUAGUACCUCUGUCGGUUUCACCAAAAAGGAGUUCGCUUGGUUCGUAAAUACAUCCGUCAAAUACAGUAUUUCUUUUGGUGUCGCAUUUUUCUGUGUAGAAGUUCUGCAUAGUAUAAUUAUAGCACUAAAUUCACAUCGGUUUUGGCGUAAACUCUAUGAAUUAUUCGGUGUUAUUAUCAUUGGUUUUAUUGGUUUUGCCAUACUUAUGGGUAGUUUGGUGCCAUUUGCAUCACUGGAUUCGACCAUACAAUUACCACCUCAAAUUCGUCAAGUUUAUAAACAUUUACAACCCUAUUACAUUACUAAUAGUUAUGGUCUUUUCCGCCGAAUGACUGGAGUUGGUGGUCGACCUGAACUUAUCUUGGAGGCGGCAUCAAGUCCAGCUGGUCCAUGGUAUGAAUACGAAUUUAAUUUCAAACCUGGUCGUAUAGAUAAAACUCCUCCAGUUGUUAUCCCACACCAGCCUCGUUUGGAUUGGCAAAUGUGGUUUGCUGCGCUCACGAACUAUCGUAAUCAUCCGUGGUUGAUGAAUUUAGUUUAUCGAUUACUGAAUCAACAAACUGAGGUCUUGGAACUGCUCGAUCCAUCUAGUGUGCCGAAUAAUCCAAAAUAUAUUCGAGCUCAUCUGUAUACCUACCAUUUCACUGAUUCUUUUGAUAGCAAAGAUUGGUGGAAACGUACAUUCAAAUCUGAAUACUUGCCACCGGUCACAUUGUCUUCUGAAAUAUUACGUAACGCUGUUGAAGAAAAUGGUUUAGUAGGAAAGCGCCGUCUUCGUCCACACGAUCCAACAAUUGUAUCGACUUUCUUAACUCGUCUACGGAGUUUUAUUGGACAACCGCGUGAUUUAUCUCCAUUGAUUAUGGUAUGCUUAGUGUUGGCAAUAACUAAGUAUGCAUUUAAUCGAGCUGACCAAUCGGCUAGAAUAACUAAUCAAAAUAAAGCUUGAUUUAUUUUCUCGGAUCAGAACUAAUUCAACGGAAUGUAUUGUAAUGUGAUCAUAACAAAUGUAUUUGUUUGUAUUUAGGUUUUGUUUCUGUGUAUGUGUGUACGUAUUCUUUCCAUUCCAUUUUCGGUUCUCCUUCCUAUAUUCCAUAUUUUUAUUUUACUAAUACUCAUGCAUAAAUUCAUUAACUGAAAUAUUCAUUUGAAAUGGACUCAACGUUUUGUUUACCUGUUCUAAAAUUAAAUGAUAUCAUUAACUGUGCAUUCAUGUUUAAUCCUGUACCUUCGUUUCUGUCCAUAUUUAUUCAUCCAUGUAUCCAAUGCUUCUGUAACGUAAAUGUACCUUCAAGUCAUUUUCCAUUACUUAAUUCAAAGUUCUGGUCGUAUUUUUCAAUCUCUUUCUAUCUAAUAUUUAUGUAUCAAUGUAGCUGUACUAAUUAAAAAAAACUUAAGUGGAUCGUAGUAUAUUUGAAAUCUUUUAAAGAAAAUAUUGUUUAUUUUCAUUUCCGUCUGAUAACUCUUGUCUAGUAUUAUUAUCUUACCAAAUGUUAUCACAAUAUUAAGUACCGUUUCUCAGAUUCACUUGAAACAUGAGUUACAAAUAGUCUAUUUGAUUAUCUCCUUUAAGCAGCUUGUUAAAAAUUAACACCCCUCCCAGAGUAAAUUUAUAAGAAAACGAUUAAAUGAUUACGUUCUAGUUC
Schistosoma curassoni is the source of this 2776-nucleotide messenger RNA. NCBI's taxonomy places the organism in Eukaryota, Metazoa, Platyhelminthes, Trematoda, Strigeidida, Schistosomatidae. The record is from the annotation of a GenBank genome assembly.